AUGAAAGAUCAUUCAAAGCAUUAUUAUACACACAUUGGAAAUAGUUCAAAUAGGCCCACCUCAUCUAUUGCAGGGACCUCACGUUCUAUAUCUCCAUCAAAUGUAGAAUUAGAACUAUCGACAUUUAAGAGCCAUGAUUCUGGUAAUCAGAAUGGAUUGAACGAUGGUUCAGGUCAAAGUUUUGCAGACUUUGAAAUUGACGCCGAGGAUCCAUUGACUCACCCUACUCGUGCUCCUGCUAAGUCAAAUAUGUAUAUGGCAUUUAUGAACAUGGCAAACAGCAUUUUGGGAGCAGGAGUCGUAGGUCAGCCGUUUGCAAUUAAGAAUUGUGGAAUUGUAGGGGGGUUCAUGGCAUUGGUUCUUUUAACUGCAAUAGUUGAUUGGACUAUAAGACUGAUAGUGAUUAACUUUAAGUUAACAGGGAAAACCACAUAUCAGGAUACUGUCGAGUUUGCAAUGGGAAAAGCUGGAAAAAUCACAGUUUUGGUUGUAAAUGGUUUAUUUGCAUUUGGUAGUUGUGUUGGAUUUUGUAUUAUCGUUGGUGAUAGUGUACCCCAUGUUUUAAAAGCUUUCUUUCCUAGUUACGCAGGUUAUUUUGGUAGAAAUGCUAUAAUUUCAGUGUUUUCUUUUCUGGUGUCAUAUCCUUUGUCUUUGAAUAGGAAUAUUGCAAAGUUAUCCAAGAUUUCAAUGUUGGCGUUAAUAAGUAUAUUUAUGAUAGUGUUGAUUGUAAUGAUACGGGCACCAGCGACUGCCAAUGAGUUGAAGGGUACUAUUAGUGUGUCUGAAUACUUUAUUACGCCCAGAAUAUUCCAAGGUAUAUCUAUUAUCUCCUUUGCCCUAGUUUGUCACCACAAUACCAGCUUCAUUUAUUUCUCUUUGAAGAAACCAAGUCUAAAAAGGUUUAGUAAUUUAACACACCUAAGCUGCACGAUAUCUAUGGUGUUGUGUCUUAUUGCAGGUUAUACAGGUUUUCUCAGUUUUAAAAGUUCAACUAAAGGUAAUAUUCUUAACAACUUUCCAAGUGACGACAAAUUCAUAAAUUUUGCAAGAUUCUGUUUCGGUUUAAAUAUGGUAACAACAUUUCCAUUAGAGAUUUUUGUUCUUCGUGAUGUUGCUCGAGAUUUAAUUUAUCUCCGGUCCAAUCGUCAAGGGGAUGGAAAUAUAGUAUUAGAUACCAAGAAGCAUUUUAUUAUUACAACAAUUCUAGUUUUUGCGGCUGUUAUAAUCUCUUUGACCACAUGUAACUUAGGAGCCUUGCUUGAACUUGUUGGAUCCACUACAGCGUCAAUAAUUGCAUAUAUUUUACCACCGUUAACCACGUUAUGUCUAGUUGGUCGAAAGAAGACUUUCAAGGAGAAGAUUCCAUAUUAUGCAUGUAUUAUAUUUGGUAUCACGCUUAUGAUCGUUAGUAGUUCCCAAACACUAUUCUACGCAUACUAUGAUAAAGGAGAAAAGCAUUGUGAGAUAUAA
Eremothecium sinecaudum is the source of this 1470-nucleotide messenger RNA. RefSeq names its product Avt2p (gene AVT2). The transcript has a single exon. Lineage: Eukaryota; Fungi; Ascomycota; Saccharomycetes; Saccharomycetales; Saccharomycetaceae. Gene Ontology annotation, cellular component: endoplasmic reticulum. Gene Ontology annotation, biological process: amino acid transmembrane transport. The coding region runs from base 1 to 1470 and encodes 489 amino acids. The record is from RefSeq and is a predicted model, not a curated record. Gene Ontology annotation, molecular function: amino acid transmembrane transporter activity.